Molecule: messenger RNA, 519 nt
Organism: Physeter macrocephalus (sperm whale)
Lineage: Eukaryota; Metazoa; Chordata; Mammalia; Artiodactyla; Physeteridae
Product: sulfotransferase 1 family member D1-like
Biological process (GO): sulfation
Cellular component (GO): cytoplasm
Molecular function (GO): aryl sulfotransferase activity
Source: RefSeq, a predicted model, not a curated record
AUGGUCUAUGUGGCACAGAAUGCUAAAGAUGUGGCCAUGUCUUACUAUUAUCUCUAUCAGAUGACAAAAAUGCACCCAGAGCUUGGGACUUGGGAGGAGUUUCUGGGUAAAUUCAUGACUGGGAAGGUGGCUUUUCGUUCUUGGUAUGACCUUAAGGGCUGGUGGGAGAGAAGAAAAGAUUAUCAUGUCCUUUACUUAUUCUAUGAAGACAUGAAAGAGGAUCCAAAGUGUGAAACUCAGAAAUUAUUAAAAUUUGUAAGUAAAGACCUGCCAGAAGAAACUGUGGAUAAAAAAAAAAUCCUCUAUCAUAGCUCCUUUGAUAUGAUGAAGUAGAAUUCUAGUGCAAAUUAUACCACUGUACCAAAAUUUAGUAUGGAUCAUUCUGUACCUCCCUUCAUGAGAAAGGGUACUUCAGGAGAUUGGAAAAAUCACUUCCCUGUAGCCCAGUAUGAAAGAUUUGAAGAAGAUUAUAAAAAGAAAAUGAAAGGGUCUACAUUGCAGUUUCAUUCAGAGAUCUAA